Molecule: messenger RNA, 2111 nt
Organism: Erythranthe guttata (spotted monkey flower)
Lineage: Eukaryota; Viridiplantae; Streptophyta; Magnoliopsida; Lamiales; Phrymaceae
Source: RefSeq, a predicted model, not a curated record
GUAAUGGUGCUAAGCUCGUAAUUUCCGGACAAUUAUAUAAGUAGACAAGACGAAAUGUUACAAUAAUGAUCUAAUUACAAUUUAUUUUUUCUUUUGAAGUACCGAAAAUCGAAACGAGGGUUAUAAAUGGAAACUGAAAAUUUGUCGUAUUCUCAUCAUCCACCGUACAAAGUGGGGGUUCCUCCGAAGCAGAAGCUAUGGAAGGAAUUCUCGACAACUUUAAAAGAGACAUUCUUUUCCGACGACCCUCUUCGCACGUUUAAGGAUCAAAGCGGGUCCCGCAAGUUCAUUUUAGGUGUACAAGCCGUUUUCCCGAUUCUUGAAUGGGGUAGAAGCUACAAUCUUGCUAAAUUCAAAGGCGAUUUAAUUGCGGGGCUUACUAUUGCCAGUCUCUGCAUUCCUCAGGAUAUUGGCUACGCGAAGCUUGCAAAUUUAGCUCCUCAGUAUGGCUUAUAUUCAAGCUUCGUCCCGCCUUUGGUUUACGCGUUUAUGGGAAGCUCGAGAGAUAUAGCUAUCGGACCGGUUGCGGUUGUGUCACUAUUGUUAGGGACUCUUUUGCAAAAUGAAAUAGAUCCCGUGAAAAAUCCUUUUGAAUAUCGUAGGCUUGCUUUUACGGCUACUUUCUUCGCCGGUAUAACGCAAGCUACUCUUGGCAUUCUUAGAUUGGGAUUCUUGAUCGACUUUCUAUCGCACGCUGCUAUAGUUGGAUUUAUGGCUGGUGCUGCUAUAACAAUUGCACUCCAACAGCUCAAGGGCUUUUUGGGCAUUAAAAAAUUUACGAAGAACACUGAUAUUAUUUCGGUUAUGCAAUCUGUCUUCGGUUCGGCACAUCAUGGCUGGAACGUGCCGACGAUUCUCAUCGGAGCAACUUUUCUGGUGUUUCUCCUAUUAGCAAAGUACAUUGGAAAGAAGAAGAAGAAGUUAUUCUGGAUAGCUGCAAUCGCUCCUCUAAUCUCCGUCAUUCUAUCGACUUUCUUCGUCUACAUUACCCAUGCAGACAAAAAAGGAGUACAAAUUGUAAAGCAUAUAGAAAAAGGAAUUAAUCGUCCAUCGGUAGACGAAAUUUAUUUUACGGGAGAUUAUCUCUUGAAAGGUGUUAAAAUAGGCAUAGUGGCCGGCAUGGUUGCCCUCACGGAAGCUGUUGCGAUCGGAAGAACUUUUGCUGCGAUGAAAGACUAUCAAAUAGAUGGAAACAAAGAAAUGAUUGCUCUUGGUGCAAUGAAUAUUGCUGGUUCAAUGACAUCUUGCUAUGUGGCUACAGGUUCAUUUUCGAGAUCGGCUGUAAAUUUCAUGGCCGGAUGCCAAACGGCAGUUUCUAACAUAGUGAUGUCGAUUGUUAUACUUUUGACGUUACUAUUCAUCACACCACUUUUCGAGUACACGCCAAACGCAAUCCUAUCUUCAAUCAUCAUCUCUGCAGUACUUGGCUUAAUUGACUACGAAGCCGCAAUUCUUAUUUGGAAGAUCGAUAAAUUCGAUUUCAUCGCUUGCAUGGGAGCCUUUUUCGGCGUCGUUUUUAUCUCCGUCGAAAUGGGACUCUUGAUUGCAGUAUCGAUAUCUUUCGCUAAGUUACUCUUACAAGUAACAAGACCAAGAACGGCACUUCUUGGAAAAAUCCCGGGAUCGAAUGUUUAUCGGAAUAUUCAACAGUAUCCGGAGGCAACUAAAGUCCCCGGAGUUUUGAUUAUAAGGGUCGAUUCCGCAAUAUACUUCUCGAAUUCGAAUUAUAUUAGGGAGAGGUUAUUGAGGUGGCUGACGGAUGAAGACGAGCAGCUGAAAGCCGACGGACUUCCUCAAAUUCAAUUUUUGAUUGUAGAAAUGUCUCCCGUUACGGACAUCGACACGAGUGGUAUCCAUGCACUGGAAGAACUGGAAAAAGGUCUUCAGAAGAGAUCUGUUCAGCUUGUUCUUGCAAAUCCCGGGCCAGUAGUUAUGGACAAGUUGCAUGCAUCGAAGCUUACGAAUGUAAUAGGCGAAGAUAAGAUUUUUCUGACCGUAGCGGACGCUGUCCAAACAUUUUCGCCUAAAUUUGCUGAGGAGGUUUGAAGCCUAAGUUGUUUCGGUACUGAAAUCGAGGAAUCUUCUCGAGAUUCUUCGAUGUGUAAAUAAUG